Messenger RNA from Sciurus carolinensis (gray squirrel), 936 nucleotides. Its product is annotated as olfactory receptor 5B3-like. Gene Ontology annotation, molecular function: G protein-coupled receptor activity; odorant binding; olfactory receptor activity. The record is from RefSeq and is a predicted model, not a curated record. The transcript has a single exon. NCBI's taxonomy places the organism in Eukaryota, Metazoa, Chordata, Mammalia, Rodentia, Sciuridae. Gene Ontology annotation, cellular component: membrane. Gene Ontology annotation, biological process: G protein-coupled receptor signaling pathway; sensory perception of smell. The coding region runs from base 4 to 936 and encodes 310 amino acids.
UUGAUGGAGAACAGGACAGAAGUGACAGAGUUCAUCCUGCUGGGACUGACCAGUGACCUGGGUCUGCAGCUUCCCCUCUUUCUGACGUUCCUGCUCAUCUACACCAUCACUCUGGAUGGGAACCUGGGGAUGAUCCUGUUGAUUGUCUUGGACUCCCGUCUCCACACUCCCAUGUACUUCUUCCUUGGCAACCUGUCUCUGGUGGACUUUUGCUACUCUUCAGCUGUCACUCCCACAGUCAUGGAUGGGCUCCUCCCAGGACAUAAUAAGGUCAUCUCCUACAACGCUUGUGCUGGUCAGAUGUUCUUUGUUACAGGUUUUGCUACUGUGGAAAACUACCUCUUGGCCUCAAUGGCCUAUGAUCGCUAUGCUGCAGUGUGUCAGCCCCUGCACUACACCACCACCAUGACAACCAGGGUGUGUGCAAGUCUGGUCAUAGGCUGCUAUGUCUGUGGCUUUUUGAGUGCCUCAGUCUACACUGGGAACACGUUCAUUCUCUUUUUCUGUAAGUCCAAUGUGGUCCACCAUUUUUUCUGUGAUAUUCCAGCAGUUAUGACUCUUUCUUGCUCUAGCAGAAAAGUGAAUGAUCUGGUUCUUAUUUAUGUUGCCAGCUUCAAUGUCUUUUUUGCUCUCCUUGUUAUCUUAAUAUCCUAUAUAUUGCUUUUUAUCACCAUUCUAAAGAUGCGCUCAGGUGCAGGACAUGGGAAGGCUCUGUCCACCUGUGCCUCCCACCUCACUGCUGUCUCCAUUUUCUAUGGGACAGUUAUCUUCAUGUACUUACAGCCCAGCUCCAGCCACUCCUUGGACACUGACAAAAUUGCAUCUGUGUUCUACACUAUGGUCAUCCCUAUGCUGAACCCUGUGGUCUACAGCCUGAGGAACAAGGAGGUCAAGAGUGCAUUUGCAAAGAUUUUUUUAGAGAGGAAAUAUAUAUAA